Nannospalax galili (Upper Galilee mountains blind mole rat) is the source of this 1771-nucleotide messenger RNA. It is a transcript of the gene Gpr19, whose product is annotated as G protein-coupled receptor 19. Gene Ontology annotation, cellular component: plasma membrane. The transcript has 4 exons. The record is from RefSeq and is a predicted model, not a curated record. NCBI's taxonomy places the organism in Eukaryota, Metazoa, Chordata, Mammalia, Rodentia, Spalacidae. The coding region runs from base 362 to 1609 and encodes 415 amino acids. Gene Ontology annotation, biological process: G protein-coupled receptor signaling pathway. Gene Ontology annotation, molecular function: G protein-coupled receptor activity.
UUGAUACGGUGGAUUCAAACCCAUAGCAACUCGUUCUUUGCGGGGGGGCGUUCGUUCUAGAUUUCACUUUAUUGUGUAUAAUCGUCCCCGCUUCUGUCCGUUUAUUGGUCAUGAACUCUGGGAACAUUUAAAGAUAGAAGAGGGCACAUGGAACACCUGCACAAGCACUGGAUUUUGUUCUGCGACUCUUAAAGGAAGCAGGCUGUGAGCCGGGGGGAAGGCAGAGGACAGAUAUGAAUGUGUUCCCAAGAUUUCCUGGUGGUCUCUGGCAUUCUCCAAAGUCCUGUCCGAGAGUCGUUCCUGACCAAGAAGACCCUCUGAAAUCAAGUCCCGAUGAAGAACUAAGAGAAAAGGAGUGACUAUGGUUUUUGCUCACAGAAUGGAUAACAGCAAGCCAUCUGUGGUUACUGCUACCCUGCUGGUGCCCCCCCAGAACCACAGCUGCACUCAAGCGGCUGCGCCUCUGCCUCCCCAUGGCCUCAUGGAAUUGUAUGAGGAACACAGCUGGAUGAGCAACAGAACAGACCUUCAGUAUGGACUGAGACCCGGGGAAGUGGCCACAGCCAGCAUUUUCUUUGGUGCUCUGUGGUUGUUUUCUAUCUUUGGCAAUUCCCUGGUCUGUCUGGUUAUCCACAGGAGUAGGAGGACUCAGUCCACCACCAACUACUUUGUGGUCUCCAUGGCGUGUGCCGACCUUCUCAUCAGCGUGGCCAGCACACCGUUUGUCCUGCUGCAGUUCACCAUGGGAAGGUGGACCCUGGGCAGUGUGAUGUGCAAGGUGGUGCGGUACUUCCAGUAUCUCACUCCAGGCGUCCAGAUCUACGUUCUCCUCUCGAUCUGCAUAGACCGUUUCUACACCAUUGUCUACCCGCUGAGCUUCAAGGUGUCCAGAGAAAAGGCCAAGAAGAUGAUCGCAGCAUCGUGGAUCUUGGAUGCAGCCUUCCUGACACCCGUGUUCUUCUUCUAUGGCUCCAACUGGGACAGCCAUUGUAACUAUUUCCUCCCUUCCUCCUGGGAGGGAACUGCCUAUACUGUCAUCCACUUCUUGGUGGGUUUUGUGAUUCCCUCUGUCCUUAUAAUCUUAUUUUACCAGAAGGUCAUAAAGUACAUCUGGAGAAUAGGCACUGAUGGCCGAACCUUGAGGAGGACGAUGAACAUUGUCCCAAGGACAAAGGUGAAAACGGUUAAGAUGUUCCUCAUCUUAAACCUGCUGUUUCUGUUCUCCUGGCUGCCAUUUCAUGUGGCUCAGCUCUGGCACCCCCAGGAGCAAGACUAUAAGAAAAGCUCGCUCGUUUUUACAGCCAUCACGUGGAUAUCCUUCAGUUCUUCUGCCUCAAAACCUACGCUGUAUUCAAUUUAUAAUGCCAAUUUUAGGAGAGGGAUGAAAGAGACUUUCUGCAUGUCCUCCAUGAAAUGUUACCGAAGCAAUGCCUAUACCAUCACAACCAGCUCAAGGAUGGCUAAAAAAAACUACGUUGGCAUUUCAGAAAUCCCUCCCAUGUCCAGAACAGUGACCAAAGACUCCAUCUAUGAUUCAUUUGACCGAGAAGCCAAGGAAAAGAAGCUUGCCUGGCCCAUCAACUCAAACCCACCAAAUACUUUUGUCUAAUUUCUCAGAAUUCUUUCAAUUAUUGUUCUGUGCCAGAGAUUAAAAAACUUUAAAUAUAAAGUUGGAAGUGAUUUCCAUAUUUUUUUCAUUCAACUUUCUAUUUUUUAAAAUGCAUUUACUUAUUGGCUCUGGUCUUUGUGGCUUUUGUUCGAGUUCCUUUUU